CCGCUGGUCUAGGCCAGCACCGUACAGAGAAGGACCUGAACUUCCAGACAACGAGGUGGAACUGCUGAUCGUGCAAGCUUGGAGAAUGGCGACAGAGGGAGAUCUGUUGGGAAUACUGUUUGGGAAGGUGGAUGACGGGAAUCUUGCUCUGAUUACGAGCGAGUUGCUGGUUUUCCUGACACAGAUGGUGGAUGACCUGCCUCUGGACAUCUUAUCGCGGUGUGACAAUCAGCCUGGCACCCACGUGCUUUCCAGGACGCUCGAGCCGCGCUUACUGUGGUCCACGUGUACUGAGAUGGACGGCGACAACUGUGUCUAUCUGUCCCAACCUCUUUUCCUUGAGAUCGACGUCACCGAUCUCACAGUGUGGGACCCCAUCAUCCAACAAGGAAACGCGCGGCAAGAAGAAGAGGAGGAUGAAGAAGAAGAAGAAGAAGAAUCAAGGGAAGAUCGUGACGAUCCCGAUUACGUCCAAGGAGAAGAGGAGGAAGACGAAGAAGGUGAGGCAGCAGAGGAGGAAGGUGUAGUGGGCGAGCCGAGUCAGCGGCCCGGUCGAAGUAAGGAAGAGGAGGAAGCAAAAGCAAGAAGGCGGUUGGAAAAGGCGGAGGGAAAGCGGUCGAUCACGGAAGAAACCCCGCCUGAUCUAUCGUUGGGGAAUCCGUGGCUCGAUCCAGAGCCCCCAAAGGAAGAAGAAGGAGGCGAUGGAGCCACAACGGAGGGAUCAGGAAGACGUCGUCGAAGGAGGAGCGAAUCGUUGACUUCUUCUGGUUCCCCUGCCCGACCUGCCCUUCGCCUAUGUCAAGAUGAGGGCGAUCGGGCUUCAUCCCCGGUCGUUCUCUCACCGUCCCCCUGACUUCCUGAUGCUCACCCGACUC
Molecule: messenger RNA, 875 nt
Organism: Chara braunii
Lineage: Eukaryota; Viridiplantae; Streptophyta; Charophyceae; Charales; Characeae
Source: the annotation of a GenBank genome assembly